Molecule: messenger RNA, 5502 nt
Organism: Trifolium pratense (red clover)
Lineage: Eukaryota; Viridiplantae; Streptophyta; Magnoliopsida; Fabales; Fabaceae
Exons: 1
Coding region: 10-5502 (1830 amino acids)
Biological process (GO): DNA integration
Molecular function (GO): nucleic acid binding
Source: RefSeq, a predicted model, not a curated record
GUCCUGUUUAUGCGAGGAAAGAUUUCUGCAGAGAAUUUACUGUUUGAUCCAGAAAUCGAAAGAACAGCUCGAAGGAAUAACAGUCAAAGAAAGAAAAGGAAACAAUUAGCCAAACAAAAGAGGCUGCAAGAAGAAAAUUCUGCUUCUAUUUCUUCAACAUCCUCAAUAGCCGAAGAGAUGGCUGAAGAUCCGCCACGUAACGAAGGUGCCGGUAUGAGGCCAUGUCACAACAGUCCACGAAGGCUUGCUCAUCUUGCAAGACCUCCCAGAGGUGCAAGACAGACGGAGAUGAAAACCGGUCUCUUGCAACUGUUAUAUGCUAACCCUUUUACAGGUUUAUCACAUGAAGAUCCAUACAAUCAUUUGGUGAAGUUCUAUGAAAUAGCCGGUUCACUUGGUGCUCCUGAAGCGGAGGAGGAAGCGGUGUUCAUGAGAAUGUUUCCACAUUCAUUGAUAGGAAAGGCCAAAGAUUGGUACCUUGAUUUACCAGCUCAAGUCAUGACAAAUUGGAAUACUUUGGAAGAGAAGUUUCUUGAUCGGUUCUUUCCACAUCAUAAAUUCAUGGAGUCAAAGACAUCAAUUGCGGUGUUCUCUCAAGGCUCCAAUGAGACUCUAUGUGAAGCAUGGGAUCGAUACAAAGCAAUGCUGCGUAAAUGCCCUAAUCAUGGAUUUGAUGAACUAACCCAAAUUCAUAUUUUUAGAAAUGGUCUUUUGCAGGAUUCAAAGCUCCUUUUAGAUGCAACAGCAGGUGGUUCUCUCUUAUCAUUAAGUGCUGCAGAUGCUACGACUAUCAUUGAGAAAAUGUCACUUAGUGAUCGACAAAGUGAACGCAGCAAAACUCAAAGGAAGCCUGGGAUUCUUGAACUUGAUCCGUCAGAUGCUGUAUUGGCUCAAAAUAAACUUCUUACCAACACAGUGGAGGAGUUAUCCAAACAAAUGUCAAAAUUGAUGACUCUUCAAGAAGGAUCGGGGAAAGCAAAGCAAGUAGCAUCAUGUGAAUUAUGCACCGGAAAUCAUCCAACUGGUCAUUGUCCUCCAUCUCAUGAAGAGGUGAACUUCAUGGCAAAUCAACAAAGACAAAGUCAGUAUCCGAAUAAUGCUGGCUAUCAAAGGGGAAACAACUCAAACUAUGGUCAAGGUUGGAAACAAGAUGGUGGCUCAGCAAAUAGGCAAAGACAAUAUGAAAGCUACAGUCAACCACCGGUACAACAAACUCAAAAUUCAAAUUUGGAAGAAGCUUUGAGAUCAUUCAUAGAGAUGCAGACCAAACAGAAUCAACAACAAAAUGUGAUGAAUCAACAACAAAAUCAGUUUGUGCAAGAAACUCAAGUCUACCAAAGAGGCAAUGAUGCGGUGUUAAGAAAUCUCGAGACUCAGAUUGGUCAAAUAGCAAAAGAAAUGGCCAAUAACAAAAAUCAAGGAGGAUCAUUUGCAGCCAACACCGAACCAAAUCCAAAAGAACAAUGCAAGUCAAUUACAACAAGAAGCGGUAAGGAAGUUGGCAAGGGAAUAGGUGAUAAUUUGAGGAAGGAAGAGGAGGUUAUGAGACGAGCAGAUAAAGAGGAGGAAGGAGAAAGUGAGAAUGAAGCAGAAAAGAAUAAAAAGGAAGAUUUAGUUGAAAAAGAAAAAAAUGAAAAAACAGAAAAAAAUGGAAAAAAUGCAGAGAAGGGAGAGAAGGAGGUUGAAGUGAGAAAAGAAAAGAAUAGUUUACCUCAACAUCUGCCAUAUCCACAUGCUCCAUCAAAGAAGGAUAAAGAAAGGCAGUAUGCAAGGUUUAUGGAUAUCUUUAAAAGAUUACAAAUCAACAUUCCAUUUUCCGAAGCCUUGGAGCAGAUGCCAACAUAUGCAAAAUUCAUGAAAGAAAUCCUUACCAAGAAGAGAAGGUACAAUGAUGAUGAAGUUAUUCAACUUGAUGCAAGCUGUAGUGCCAUUAUUCAACGAACUCUUCCGACUAAAGAAAAAGAUCCGGGGAGAGUCACGUUGCCGGUUACCAUUGGUAAUGUGAAUGUUGGAAAAGCCCUUAUUGAUUUAGGGUCAAGCAUCAAUCUUAUUCCUUUAUCGGUGAUUAAACGGGUUGGUGGUCUUGACAUCACACGUACAAGAAUGACAUUGCAACUUGCUGAUAAAUCCAUCACUCGUCCGUCGGGAAUGGCUGAAGAUGUUCUUGUAAAAGUUGAUAAGUUUAUGUUCCCUAUAGACUUUGUGGUGAUGGACAUUGAAGAGGAUGAUGAUGUUCCGUUAAUUCUUGGAAGGCCAUUCAUGAAAACAGCUCGUAUGAUGAUUGAUAUUGAUGACGGGGUGAUGAAAGUUCGAGUUCAAGAUGAGGAGGUUAGUUUUAAUUUGUGGGAAGCUAUGAAGCAUCCACAUGAGAAAGAUAUGUGCUUCAAACUUGAUGCAACUGAAGAAGCCAUAUUAGAUGUGAGGAAACAAGCACAUCAACCUUCAUCACUCGAACAAGCCCUAACUGAAAGUUUUGAAGCACUUGAUCCUGAGAAAGAAGAAGAAGUUGAGAGUUUUCUGAAGCAGCUGGAUGCUUUGAAGGAAGUAACUCCUUUAGAAGCAAAGAUUGAGGAGCUUAAGAAUGAAGAAAGACCGGGUGAAGUGAAGCUUGAGUUAAAAACAUUACCAUCUCAUCUCAAGUAUGCAUUCCUUGAAGAAGAAGAAAAGAAGCCGGUGAUCAUUAGCAACUCAUUGUCAGCUAAUGAAGAAAAAAGCUUGAUUCAAAUUCUGAAAGAAAACAAAGAAGCAAUCGGGUGGUCUUUAUCCGAUCUCAAAGGUAUUAGUCCAUCUUAUUGUAUGCAUAAUAUUAUGAUGGAAGAUGAUUACAAACCUGUUGCUCAGCCUCAACGUCGAUUGAAUCCAACAAUGAAGGAGGUUGUAAGAAAAGAAGUGGUAAAGUUACUUGAAGCUGGUAUGAUCUAUCCGAUUUCCGACAGUACUUGGGUUAGUCCAGUCCAGGUGGUUCCAAAGAAAGGAGGGAUGACAGUGAUUACGAAUGACAAAAAUGAAUUAAUUCCAUCAAGAACCGUCACCGGGUGGCGGAUGUGUAUAGAUUACCGGAGACUCAACAAAGCAACCAGAAAAGAUCAUUUUCCAUUACCAUUUAUGGAUCAAAUGCUUGAGAGAUUAUCCGGUCAGAAGUUCUAUUGCUUUCUAGAUGGAUAUUCGGGGUAUAAUCAGAUUUCAGUCAACCCCGAAGAUCAUGAAAAAACAGCUUUCACAUGUCCUUUCGGUGUUUUUGCUUAUAGAAGAAUGCCUUUCGGAUUGUGCAAUGCACCGGCAACAUUUCAACGGUGUAUGCAAGCAAUUUUUUCUGACUUGAUAGAGAAAUGCAUCGAAGUGUUCAUGGAUGAUUUCUCCGUGUUCGGUCCGUCAUUCCAACAUUGCUUGAAGAAUUUGGACACCGUACUGAAGCGGUGUGUUGAAACGAAUCUGGUUCUUAAUUGGGAAAAGUGUCAUUUCAUGGUGACCGAAGGCAUUGUUCUUGGUCACAAGAUCUCUUCCAGAGGUAUUGAGGUGGAUAGAGCAAAGGUGGAGGUCAUUGAAAAGCUUCCUCCUCCGGUAAAUGUCAAAGGAAUCAGAAGUUUUCUAGGUCAUGCCGGUUUCUACCGAAGAUUCAUCAAGGAUUUCUCAAAAAUUGCCAAACCAUUAAGCAAUUUGCUUAAUAAAGGUACGUCUUUUACAUUUGAUGAUGAAUGUUUAAUUGCUUUUACUGAAUUGAAAGAAAGAUUGGUGACUGCACCCAUAAUCAUAGCACCCGAUUGGAAACUCGAAUUUGAAUUAAUGUGUGAUGCUAGUGAUUAUGCAGUUGGUGCAGUCCUUGGACAAAGAAAGAACAAAACUUUUCAUGUUAUACACUAUGCAAGCAAAGUAUUAAAUGAUGCACAAGUUAACUAUGCAACAACCGAGAAAGAAUUGCUUGCUAUAGUGUAUGCAUUUGAGAAAUUUCGUUCUUAUUUGAUUGGUUCAAAAAUUGUUGUGUAUACUGACCAUGCAGCUAUCAAGUAUCUGAUUACAAAAGCUGAUUCUAAGCCGAGACUCAUUCGGUGGAUGCUUUUAUUACAAGAGUUUGAUCUUGAGAUAAAAGAUAAAAAGGGAACAGAAAACUUGGUAGCUGAUCACUUAUCAAGACUUGUAAACAAUGAGGUGACCAAACAUGAACGUGAGGUUCUUGAAGAAUUCCCCGAUGAAAAACUACUUAUGGUGCAAGAAAGGCCAUGGUUUGCUGAUAUGGCUAAUUUCAAAGCAUCCGGAUUAAUACCGGAUGAUUUCAAUUGGCACCAAAAGAAAAAGUUCCUCCGUGAAGCAAAUCAAUAUGUUUGGGAUGAUCCUUAUCUGUUUAAAAUUGGAGCUGACAACCUGUUGAGGAGAUGUGUUACCAAAGAGGAAGCCACAAGCAUCAUGUGGCAUUGUCAUAACUCACCAUAUGGAGGUCACUAUAAUGGAGAAAGAACAGCAGCAAAAAUUUUGCAGUCAGGAUUCUUUUGGCCGAGUUUGUUCAAAGACACUUAUGAACAUGCUCGGAGAUGUGAUAACUGUCAAAGAAUUGGUGGAAUUUCAAGGCGCAAUGAAAUGCCACUUCAAAACAUGCAUGUUGUUGAAGUAUUUGAUUGCUGGGGUAUUGAUUUCGUUGGCCCUUUUCCAUCAUCAUUUUCAAAUGAAUACAUUCUUGUCGCAGUAGAUUAUGUGUCUAAAUGGGUGGAAGCAAUUGCGUCACCAAAAGCCGAUGGCAAAACGGUGAUAAAAUUUCUAAAAAGAAACAUUUUCACUCGUUUUGGAACUCCUCGUGUGCUUAUUAGUGAUGGAGGGUCACAUUUUUGCAAUUCUCAACUAGCCAAAGCACUUGAGCAUUAUGGAGUCAAGCACAAAGUAGCAUCGCCAUACCAUCCUCAGACCAACGGACAAGCAGAAGUUUCGAAUCGUGAAAUAAAGAAAAUUCUGGAAAAAACUGUAUCCGCAUCAAGAAAAGAUUGGUCAUUGAAGUUAGACGAGGCAUUAUGGGCAUAUCGAACUGCUUUCAAAGCACCAAUAGGCCUUACACCUUUUCAGAUGGUAUAUGGUAAGGCAUGUCAUCUUCCGGUCGAACUUGAACAUAAAGCCUAUUGGGCUUUGAAAUUUUUGAAUUUUGAUGAAAGCCAAGCCGGAGAGCAAAGAAAAGUUCAGCUUCAACAGUUGGAUGAAUUGAGAUGCCAAGCUUAUGAAUCUUCUAAGCUGUACAAAGAGAAGGUCAAAAGCUAUCAUGAUAAACGGCUUGUCAACAAAGAAUUCAGGCCAGGCCAAAUGGUUUUGCUUUUCAACUCAAGAUUGAAGUUAUUUCCGGGAAAGCUUAAAUCCAAAUGGUCCGGUCCUUUCAAAAUCCGUGAAGUGAAACCAUAUGGUGCAGUUGUGUUGGAAGAUCCAGCUACCAAUGCCACAUGGACUGUGAAUGGUCAAAGGUUGAAACUCUAUUUUGGUGGUGAAUUUGAUCGUGUCACUACCAAAAUCCCACUUUCCGAUCCUUGA